Molecule: messenger RNA, 1656 nt
Organism: Eruca vesicaria subsp. sativa (arugula)
Lineage: Eukaryota; Viridiplantae; Streptophyta; Magnoliopsida; Brassicales; Brassicaceae
Source: the annotation of a GenBank genome assembly
AUGGUGUUUGGACCGGAUAUUUUCAGAAAACUCCCUCUCUCAAUCUCAAUCCAUCCACCAUCUUCUUCUCCCUCUCGUUCACUCCCAAAAACCUUAUCCCAUCUCUCGUCUCUCCGUCCCCGUCUCACCUUACUCUCAAACCCCCGCUAUAACCCCUCUCGCCGCUUCUCUGCUCGUGCUCAAAACGACAACGUAGCAGACUCUGACCGCCACUACGAUUUCGACCUCUUCACUAUCGGCGCAGGAAGCGGCGGCGUCCGCGCCUCCCGCUUCGCCACGAGCUUCGGAGCAUCGGCCGCCGUCUGCGAGCUCCCUUUCUCCACCAUCUCUUCCGACACUGCCGGAGGCGUCGGAGGAACGUGUGUACUUAGAGGAUGUGUGCCAAAGAAGUUACUUGUGUAUGCAUCCAAAUACACUCACGAGUUUGAAGACAGUCACGGCUUUGGUUGGAAGUAUGAUACUGACCCUUCUCAUGAUUGGAGUACUUUGAUUGCCAACAAGAACGCUGAGUUACAGCGCCUUACUGGUAUCUAUAAGAAUAUACUAAACAAUGCUAAUGUCAAGUUGAUCGAAGGUCGUGGAAAGGUUAUAGACCCACACACUGUUGAUGUAGACGGGAAAAUCUAUACUACGAGAAAUAUUCUGAUUGCAGUUGGGGGACGUCCCUUCAUUCCUGACAUUCCAGGAAGAGAGUUUGCUAUAGAUUCAGAUGCCGCACUUGAUUUGCCUUCCAAACCCAAGAAGAUUGCAAUCGUUGGUGGUGGAUACAUUGCUCUGGAGUUUGCAGGCAUCUUUAAUGGUCUUAACAGUGAAGUUCAUGUGUUUAUAAGGCAAAAGAAAGUGCUGAGGGGAUUUGAUGAAGACGUUAGGGAUUUUGUUGGAGAGCAGAUGUCAUUAAGAGGCAUUGAGUUCCAUACAGAGGAAUCUCCUGAAGCUAUCAUUAAAUCUGAAGAUGGCUCGUUUUCUCUGAAGACAAGCAAGGGAACUGUUGAUGGGUUUUCACAUGUUAUGUUUGCAACUGGUCGCAAGCCCAAUACAAAGAACUUAGGAUUGGAAAAUGUUGGUGUAAAAUUGGCGAAAAAUGGAGCAAUAGAGGUUGAUGAAUAUUCACGGACAUCUGUUCCUUCGAUAUGGGCUGUUGGGGAUGUAACUGACCGGAUUAAUCUGACUCCAGUCGCCUUGAUGGAGGGAGGUGCAUUGGCUAAAACUUUGUUUCAAAAUGAACCAACAAAGCCUGAUCAUAGGGCUGUUCCCUGCGCUGUCUUCUCUCAACCACCUAUUGGAACAGUUGGUCUAACUGAAGAGCAGGCCAUAGAACAAUAUGGGGACAUCGAUGUUUUCACAUCAAAUUUCAAGCCACUAAAGGCUACGCUUUCAGGACUUCCAGACAGGGUGUUUAUGAAACUAAUUGUCUGUGCAAACACCAAUAAAGUUCUCGGUGUUCACAUGUGUGGAGAUGAUUCACCAGAAAUAAUCCAGGGAUUUGGGGUUGCAGUAAAAGCUGGCCUGACUAAGGCUGACUUUGACGCAACAGUGGGUGUUCACCCCACAGCUGCGGAGGAGUUUGUCACUAUGAGGACUCCAACCAGGAAAAUCCGUAGAGACUCCUCUGAGGGAAAAGCAAGUCCUGAGUCUAAAACAGCGGCAGGGGUGUAG